AUAAAAUAAAAAAUUAUAUAGCUCCAAGGGAAAAGAAGAGAGAGAGAGAGAAAUACGUGAGAAUUAUAUAGCUCGUGUAGAAACUAGGGUUUUGUUUCCUUUUAGUUGAAACUUCCAAGGCUUCCUUCUUUCUUCAGCCUCCAAACCCUCUAAGGUAGUUUGAAAGACAAGGACCACGAAAAUGGUUGAGAAGACCAAGGGCAGGAAGGAGGAGGUGGUCUCACGGGAGUACACCAUCAACCUCCACAAACGCCUCCAUGGAUGUACCUUCAAGAAGAAGGCUCCCAAUGCCAUCAAGGAAAUCAGGAAGUUUGCUCAGAAGGCUAUGGGAACCAAUGAUGUCAGAGUUGAUGUCAAGCUGAACAAGCAGAUUUGGAGCAGAGGAAUCAGGAGUGUCCCAAGAAGGAUUAGGGUUCGGAUUGCUCGCAAGAGGAAUGAUGAUGAAGAUGCCAAGGAAGAGCUCUACUCUCUCGUUACUGUUGCUGAGAUCCCAGCUGAAGGAUUGAAGGGAUUGGGUACCAAGGUCAUUGAGGAAGAUGAUUAGAUUAUUUGUCUUUUUUAAUUAAACAUAUUCUCUUAGGCAGUAAAAGAUCUACAUAAGCAUUUUGUGACUUGUUUAUGUGUUUUUGUUUAUUGUGUUUUUUGACUAGAAUUUUGUUUGGUAAUUUACGCAGUGUAACUGUGUUUUCUGAGAAUUUUUUAUGCUACACCUACCAGUUUUCAAUC
Messenger RNA from Cannabis sativa, 726 nucleotides. RefSeq names its product large ribosomal subunit protein eL31. Gene Ontology annotation, molecular function: structural constituent of ribosome. NCBI's taxonomy places the organism in Eukaryota, Viridiplantae, Streptophyta, Magnoliopsida, Rosales, Cannabaceae. Gene Ontology annotation, cellular component: ribosome; cytosolic large ribosomal subunit. Bases 182 to 544 code for a protein of 120 amino acids. The record is from RefSeq and is a predicted model, not a curated record. Gene Ontology annotation, biological process: cytoplasmic translation. The transcript has 3 exons.